Molecule: messenger RNA, 3793 nt
Organism: Pelmatolapia mariae (spotted tilapia)
Lineage: Eukaryota; Metazoa; Chordata; Actinopteri; Cichliformes; Cichlidae
Product: P2Y purinoceptor 3
Exons: 3
Coding region: 127-1263 (378 amino acids)
Biological process (GO): phospholipase C-activating G protein-coupled receptor signaling pathway; cellular response to pyrimidine ribonucleotide
Cellular component (GO): plasma membrane
Molecular function (GO): G protein-coupled UDP receptor activity; G protein-coupled UTP receptor activity; G protein-coupled ADP receptor activity
Source: RefSeq, a predicted model, not a curated record
UCAAACCUAGCAGCACGGCGUUUCCUUAAACCUGCUAUUUUCCCAGCAACAGUCCGUUUCCCAGCUCUUUGUUAUCACCGAGGAGCAGCAGCGGCACUUUGCCAUGGCCGAGUGGCCAACUUGUUGAUGUUGUCGCACUUGUUUCGUUUUUCAUUCAGGAAUGUGAAGAUGCCAGAUUCUUUCAGCACCAUCCCCACAGAAACCCUCAACUCAAAAACUUCCCUAGAGGACCUGUUAACACACCCUACAGACCCAGCAGACAGCUUCAUUAACACUCUCAGUAACAUCAGCAGUGUUGGUGGAGCGGUUAACCCUCGCUGCACCUACAAGGAAGACUUUAAGCGCAUUUUACUUCCUGCUGUGUACACCAUUGUCUUCCUGCUUGGGAUUCCUCUGAAUGCCACCGUCAUACUGAAGAUAUGGAGGAAGAGGUCCAAUUUGUCCAGAAACAACAUCUACAUGCUCAACUUGGCCAUAGCCGACUUUCUGUAUGUGAUGUCACUUCCUUUACUCAUCUACAACUAUGCGAGUCAUGACUACUGGCCCUUUGGGGAGUUUACCUGUAAGAUGGUCAGGUUUCAGUUCUACAGUAAUCUCCACGGCAGCAUCCUGUUCCUGACCUGCAUCAGUGUGCAGCGUUAUUUGGCCAUUUGCCACCCUCUCUCGGUGUGGCACAAGCAGGGCGGUCGCAAGAUGGUAUGGUGCGUCUGCGGAUUGGUAUGGCUGGUGGUUGGCUCCCUGUGCGCGCCAACUUUCCACUUUGCAGCAACAGGGCAACAGCGCAACCGCACCGUGUGCUACGAUUUGAGCACGCCGGGGCGCUCGGUAGACUACUAUCCUUACGGCAUGGCUCUGACGUGCCUCGGCUUCUUGCUGCCUUUCAUAGGCGUAAUGGUUUGCUACUGCAAGAUGGCCUUCAUCCUCUGCCGCCCAGUGUCGUACCAGGGCGUCUCCAUAGCGCCCGGGGAUAAACGAGACAGGGCGGUGAGGAUGAUCAUUAUUGUAGCCGCAGUGUUCUGCGUAAGCUUCCUCCCGUUUCACCUCACAAAGACUCUGUACCUGGUGGUGCGCACCUUGCCCAAUGCUCCCUGCACAACAAGAAACUUGUUCUCAAUCAUCUAUAAGAGCACCAGACCGUUUGCCAGCAUGAACAGCUUUCUGGACCCGAUUCUGUUUUACUUCACGCAACCACGCUACCGCCGGAGCACCAGGAGGUUUAUGCGCAGAGUCACCACUCUAAAGAGCCAAGGCAGCAGCUUGUGAGCGAACAGUUCUCCUUGAAGCCUUGUUAAGAUUUAAAACCCAGAGAUGGAUUAGUUUUCCAACCUUGUUUUUUUGAGGUUCCUUCUCUUAUUACAGUAAGCUGUUGUCCUUGAGGCUUUCAGCUAUUAGUGACUAAAAAAUGUGUUUAAUAACUGUCUGAAGAAGCCAUCUGAAGUGCCAUACAAAGACUCAAUGCAGUGUGAAUGGAAAAUGUUGACAGUGUCCUGCUUGCAUUGUUUUCAACUGGGAAUUAUUAUCACACUGACUGUGAGUGUGUUUGAUUGUGCGAAUUCAUAGAUUUUGGUUGGAUGGGGAAUACUGUAAUCCUCUAAUGAAAACGUCCUGCACUGUACAUAAGUGAUGUUUACUUUCAAGCUCCACUGCACUGCUUUUUUUUCUGAAAUCCCCCUUUUUUUUUGCAUUUUUUAACACACUGUGACGUGUACUUUAAAUUGAAACUACUGAAUUAUUGUGGAAUUUUAGUAUCUAUGCGAGGUGUUAUGAUAGAGAUGCAUCGUGCUGGAAUGAGAUGCUGUUGAGGAAAGGAGAAAAUAGUUCAUUUGAACUUGCUAGGGUAAAAUCCUCUCUGGCACUGUUUUUGGUGGUGUUUAUGCUUGCAUGUUGAAUCUGCAUGAAGCACUAGUCUGAGGAAAGGAACUGAAAGGUGGGGUUGGGGGUAUACUUUGCAAACACGGCUGCAAAAAACAGAAGUUUUUGUUCACUGAUUUAAAAGUGGAGUAUUAUGCGUUCCAAUGAAGGCCUGUAGCUCUGUUUUUCCUUGAAAGUGACGCGUUUCUACAUUAUCUAUGUCGUAAUAGCUGCUGUUUUGGGUUUUAACCACUGGAUAGUGUGCACACGCCACUGCUGUAGCCCCACUGCCUCUGUCCUCUGCCACAAUAGUUUUUGGGUUUUUUUGCCUGUCCCGUUUGGAUCUUUAGCCAUCAGACUUGUUGUUUGAAGGCCAAGAAAGAUGCCUAGUGGAUUUACUUUACCAAGUGGAUCAUCUGUCAUAAUAGUAUUGAUGUUAAUAUGGUAAAUGGCCUGCAUUUGUAUAGCGCUUUUCUAGUCCAUAGGACCCCAAAGCGCUUUACACUACAUUCAGUCAUUCACACACAGGCGAUAGCAAGCUACAUUGUAGCCACAGCUGCCCUGGGGCGCACUGACAGAGGCGAGGCUGCCGGACACAGGCGCCACCGGGCCCUCUGACCACCACCAGUAGGCAAACAUGGGGUUAGUAUCUUGCCCAAGGAUAUUUGGUAUGCAGCCAGGAUGCAGCCUGGGAUCGAACCACCAACCUUCUGAUUAGUGGCUGACCUGCUCUGCCACCUGAGCUACAGCCACCCCGCAAUCUACAGCCAACCCACGAUCUAAUACGUGCUAUAUUUUAGCACGUAUUAGAUCUUACAGUCACAAAUAAACCAUUGUCAAGAAAACCGUUAAAUGUGCAGCUCACAGCACGCUGACAUAGGCCAUCAGUUGCUGACUAAUCUCUGUUUUGUACUUAUAAAUUCUGCAGCCAAUGAAGGAAAUCAGUUUAAAUUAUAUUUUUAAUUCAGUUAUUUUUUAAAAGUCAUUUAAAGGUAAAGAUAGAAGCAGAUUGUGGAGUUAAGGGCAUUAAAUUAACUCUGUGUUUUUUAUGAGUGUGUGAAUCUUUUCAGUCUAACUGGGAUUCCUGUACAUAUGAAAUGUUUAGUACUUAGUACUGCUUUGACGUGAUUUAGCUGUAUGAAGUAGGUUGUCAGCUGCAUGAUCUGGUGACUUAAAAUGUUCAUGAAAUGAACAUAAAUGUAGAUGGCAUGUGCCUGCAUGUACAUAUGUGUACUUUGAUGUUUACUGUAAAAAUGUGCCCUGUGUUUUACAUGUCAUACCUGCCUUUCAUAGUGAGCACCUUUAUCAUGUUUUUAAACAGUGAGUCUUUGCCCCGUGACGAGCUUGAGACAAACAAUGCACUUACCGUGUAGUGAAAUAAACGUGAUUAAUAAUUUUGUGACAUUCGUGUUAACCAGAAGAUUUCAGAGUAGCCAAACCCAUAUGUUACACUAGACUUUGCCAGCUUGAAGACCGGUAUGUUGUUAAAUUCUGAAAUGACAAUGUGAAAAACGGCUUUCAAAUCGUGUUGCUCUGAAGCUCCUGUAACAGGUUAACACUUUAAGUAUUUGUUGUAUGUGUCAGUCUAAUGUGAAUGUGCAGUUUUGACCUCAGAAUGAGGUGAUGAUGUGCUUCAGUUUCCUAAUGUGUGCUCAUGUGUACCUGUACAUAGUAACAAUAGUCAUGUAAUAUGUGUGUGUUGUACUACUGGCUUUAGAAAAAGUGAAUGUCACAGUCAUCUAUCAUCUAUUGAGACCCAGACGUCAGUAUUAGUUAGAAGAGUUAUUUUUAUCGAAUUCCCUAACAAAUAAAUAAUGGGAAUGGUAUUUUAUUUUUAUAGACAUGUAAUUAUGUUGAUAGAAAAACUAAAACUGAAGUUUUUUUUUAAUUCUUUUUGCUGUACAGAUGCUUAAUUUUCUGUGAUGUGUUUCUGAUUGUUGCC